AUGCCGUCCUAUACACACGCAGAGAUUAUAACUUCGUCGUACAAGUACUUGCCGAAUCUACCUGCCAACAUGGUGGGGCUAGUCAUGUACUCCCUGACGUUCAUUCUGCAGAUCCUUUUCGGGACAUGGACGAAGCAAUGGUGGUUUUUAGUUUGCUGGUUCUGUGCCACCGGGUUAGAAGUAGCCGGAUUCUCUGGACGAGUGGCAUCCUACUACGAGUUGCAGAACAAAGAAGCCUAUAAGGCACAGUUGGUGGGCACCAUUCUCGCGCCUGCAUUCCACAUGGCGGGCAUCUAUUAUCAGCUGGCCAAAAUCAUCACCAUCUAUGGGCAAAGAUUUUCUCCCCUCAAGCCGAUGACCUAUUCUGCUAUUUUCAUCGUGGCCGAUGUCGUAUCUAUUGUUAUUCAGGCAGCCGGUGGCGGUACUGCGGCAGGAGGUGACGAUGACAAUGACCGCGACACAAUCAGGACAGGCGGGUGGAUCAUGGUGGCCGGUAUCGCCGUACAGGUCGUCAUGAUGUCCAUUUUUAUUCUUGCCUUCAGUUAUGUUAUUUGGAAAAUUAAGACCAGCAACGAGGCGGAAUACGAGUCCAGGUACGCCCACGUACGCCGGCGACCGAUGUUCAAGUUUUUUAUUCCGGCUUUGUGUGUGGCCAUCUUGUUCAUUUACAUCCGUUCGAUCUACCGUUUGGUUGAGCUGUCCGAAGGAUGGACUGGUUAUCUGAUGACAACAGAGCGCUUCUUCCUGGUUCUGGAUGGCCUAAUGGUUCUGAUUGCCACAGUCACUUUAACCGUAGUUCACCCGGGAUUCUGCCUUGGCCGCGACACAAUUCCUGUUGAAGGACUGCAUUAUAAACGCGGCCAGGCACCUCCGCACACGGAUGAGGACGAAGACAAGCUCAACCUUUACGUCGCUGAAGAAGACGCUAGCUACUAG
This is a messenger RNA of Wickerhamiella sorbophila, 936 nucleotides long. RefSeq names its product Sphingoid long-chain base transporter RSB1. Bases 1 to 936 code for a protein of 311 amino acids. The record is from RefSeq and is a predicted model, not a curated record. Gene Ontology annotation, cellular component: fungal-type vacuole; plasma membrane. The transcript has a single exon. Lineage: Eukaryota; Fungi; Ascomycota; Dipodascomycetes; Dipodascales; Trichomonascaceae.